This is a messenger RNA of Medicago truncatula (barrel medic), 4520 nucleotides long. RefSeq names its product nucleoprotein TPR. NCBI's taxonomy places the organism in Eukaryota, Viridiplantae, Streptophyta, Magnoliopsida, Fabales, Fabaceae. The coding region runs from base 425 to 4285 and encodes 1286 amino acids. The record is from RefSeq and is a predicted model, not a curated record. The transcript has 9 exons.
AACACUACACUGUUCAUUCUUAUGGUUAUGUUAUGUUAUGGAUGCACAAACACACAAAACAGUAAAAUUAAAAAAAUAUUGAAUCCGGCUGGAGUUGAGUGAUUAGUCUAUGCAGUUGCGUAUAAUACCGAUCACACUUCCUUUAUUAUCUGUCGUUGUAUCUUUCUCGUGCCACUUUCUGUUUGUUUGUGUUUCUCUCUCCCGCGAUAGUUUGAAGGAACAAUAAAAUAACAACACCCUUCACAACAAUGACCAUUUAGCUAACUCUCUCUCUCUCUCUCUCUCUAACAGUUGGUGAUGGUGGUUGUGGAGAAGAUGAUCAAAAUCGUGAAUGUGAUCAACGUAGAACUCAAUGCACACUCAUUUUCACAGAGAAGAAUUAACACCGUGUGAAGUGUGAAGAGAAAGUUUUCAGAAAGAAAGAAUGUUUAAGCUUCAUAAGCAUAGGUCUGCGAAAUCAAGUGACAGAAUUGAGUUCAGAAUUUCUCAUCUCAAAGCACUUCAGGUACCAAAGGGGUGGGACAAACUGUUUGUUUCUGUUGUCUCUGUAGAAAAUGGUAAAACAAUUGCAAAGUCAAGCAAAGUCACGGUGCGAAAUGGAAGUUGUCAGUGGUCUGAUGUUUUUGCAGAAUCUAUAUGGUUUUCAAGAGAUAAUUUGUCCAAGGAGACUGAUGAUUGUAUUCUCAAGCUCAUUGUUGCGAUGGGAUCAUUAAGAUCUGGAAUCCUGGGAGAGGCCACAGUUAGUAUGACCAGCUAUGCGAGUUCAGAUGCAGCUGUUCCACUUUCAAUCCCGCUAAAUAAGUGCAACCAUGGGACAGUUUUGAAUGUAACAGUGCAGUGCCUUACACCAAGAAAAAAACCCAGGGAUCAAGAAUCAAGGGAAACAAAUUCUCAUUUGAAGGCUAUGAGUGAAAAUAAUCAUGAAGUGACUGUCAAGUCAAAUGGAUCUGAUCAGAGUGUUGAAUCUUCCUCUGUUGGUGAUGUGGACUCUACCUUAUCAUCACCUGAAGAAGUUGAGACUAUGGCAGAAAGUCUUCCUGGUUCUGUAUCAAAUUACAGCUAUAACUCAGCUGAGGACUCCACAGGAAAGGGAAAUUUCUCCACAUACAUGAGUGAUGGGCAGAGCCGGACGGGAAGACAAGAUUCAACCGGUUCCCAGAAAAGUGUAUCCCAUUACGACUACCCUGUUAAUAAUAACUCUUCUCAGUCGAAUCGUUCAUCGUUCAAUUCCCAAAAUAUGCAAGAUACCGGUGCAUCAUCUUACAAGAAGACCAAUGGUUCUAAUAACAGUCUUGAAGCUACAGAAGACACAAGUGAAGAGUUACGAGCAGAAGCAAAGAUGUGGGAGAUGAACGCCAGAAAGCUGUUGGGGGACUUGGAGAUGUUGAGGACAGGAUUCUCAGAUCAAUCCAAAAAGAUGGAAGGUCUGGAAAUGGACCUUUCAACAGCAUAUGUAGAACGUGAUAAUUUGAAAAAAGAAGUUGAGCAAUUAACAUUGUCAUCAGGAGAUCCAAUAGUGAGACAGAAAACUUUGGAAGAUUCAAUAUCUCAAGGUGAAAGUAUUCCAGAAAUUGAAAACGCUCUAAAAGAUGAAUUAAAGUUUCAGAAAGAAUCCAAUGCCAAUUUGUCUUUGCAACUAAAGAAGAGCCAAGAAGCAAAUGUUGAGCUUGUUUCUGUUCUUCAGGAGUUGGAAGAAACCAUAGAACAGCAGAAACUUGAGAUAGAAAACCUUUCAUCAUUACCCUCAAAACUCAGUGCUCUCGAGAAAUCUUUCCAGGUAAGUGAAGAAGGAAACAUGAUCUUAAUUCAACAAAUAGAACAGUUGGAAGAAUCAAAGAAAAAUCUGCUAGCUAUGGUGCAAAAACUGGAAGAGGCAUCGGAGAAUAAAAUUCACGACAUUGAACAUGCAAAGAUUCCAAACAAAAAAACACUUCAAGAUAUUGAAAUUGAAUAUGAAAUCGAAUUAUCUGCUAAAGAGGAAGAAAUCUCAAGUUUGAAAGCAAGACUGUUAGACUCUGUCCCAGAAACCUGCAAUGGAGGAGAGACUGUGUCAAGAAAUGUAGGUGAUGCAGAUCUUUUGGAACAAAUCGAGGUAUUGAAUGAGAAAGUUCAGGAACUUGAGAUGGACUGUAAUGAGCUGACAAACGAAAACCUUGAGCUUCUAUUCAAGCUGAAAGAAGCAAAGACCGAUUCAAAAGAUGGAGGUGCAUCCAAAGAUCUUUUGUCAAAUAUAUUCAAAGAUCAAUCUUUUUCUAGCUCCGAGUCUGUAGCAAGCAACAAUUUAUUUAGAAUAUUUCAUUCAGAAGACAUGCUCCCGGAGGAAAACACCAAGAAGAUUAGUAAUGAUGGUCAUAUUUCGAUUCGAGAGCUUGAGACUUCUAAAUCAGCACAAGAAGUCAGAAUCACAGAUCUGAAUAAUGAACUAACUGAUGAAACAUCUGAGAUGGAAAACCUUGAGGUCGAACUAGAGAACGCUAAAAAUCAAUCUGCUAGGCUCCAAGAGAAGAUUGCGGAGAUGCAGUCUGAGAUGGAUUCUUCCAUAGAAGAUUUGGAACAAAAACUAAAGGAAACACAAUUUCAUUGGUCAGAAGCACAAGAAGAAUGUGAAUAUCUCAGAGGAGAAAAUCAGCAGUUACAAAUUACCAUUGAAAAUCUUGAAGAAGAAUGUGAUUCAUUUGAGAAGCUAAAUGGAUAUUUGAGGCAGCAAAAGUUGGAGUUAGAGGAGUAUUGCUCCCUUAUGGGAGCCAGGUUGAGGGAAUCAAGUGAAAGAUUUGAUGAUUACUGUGAAAGAGUGGGACUCCUAGAAAAGAAGUUUGCUUUGAUGCUGGAAGAGAUUACAUCAAAAGAGAAGAAUUUAACCUCAGAGAUGGAUGGUAUUUUGGAUGAAAAUAGGAAACAUAUGGAUCAGGGUCAAAGCUUAUUGAAUCAGAUGCAAAUGGAGAAGAUUGUGGAAAUUCAGAACCUUAAACUAGAAAUAGAGAAUCUCAGUCUGAAACUUUCAGCAGCCUAUGAUGAAAAGGAGAGAAUAGCUUCCAAUGCUUUGCUUGAAGUAUCCACAUUACGUGCUGGUAAAGCCAAAUUGGAAUUCGCUUUUGGAGAAGUUCAAUCUGAAGUGAUUUUGUCGAAGAAUGAGGUAAAUGUGAUGCAGACUGAAUAUAAACAGAAGUUGAAAGACCUAACAACUGAGCUUGCCGAUUUCAAAUUUAAAAUGGAAACGCUGAUGGCUGAACAUGAAAAAUUGUCAGAGCUGGUGGAGGACUACAAAUCGAGAGAACUGAAAUUAAAAAGCACUAUUAAUUCCCUUGAAUCAAAACUUACAGACACUGAAUAUGAAAGACAACAAUACAUGGAUGAAUCUAGAAAUUCGAAGGUUCAGUUGCAGCAGACAUGUCAAUUUGAAAAUGAGAUUAUGGCUCUCAAGAGUGAGCUUAACACUUCCAAUACUGAGAAAGAGAGACUAAAAGCCUCAUUAUGCUUGAAAUCUGAACUAUGUGAAGAUCUGAAGGCAGAGAAUACAUCAUUUGAACGAAAGAUGUCAAGCUUGGAGAAGGCUGCAUCAGAAUUGGAGCACUGCAAGAGAACUAGAACAUCCCUUGAAGAAAGGCUUAUGCAGUUGGAAAAUGACUUGAAUGCAAGAGACGCAAGAUGUGCCCAGGAAAAAUCUAAGCUUCAGGAAAAAGCUCAGGCCCUUGAAGAAGAAUUGAAACUGAUUAAGGAACAAAAGCGAAAUCAAGUUUCAAAGCUAAACAGGAAACCUGUUAAUGAUGAUCAGAAGGCCUCAAAACAGAAUUCUAUUAUUAAGAAUACCAAUCAAGUUCGCAGCAAUAGGAAAAAGCCAUCUUUAAAGAAUGACAGAGAAAUCCUGAAAGAUCAACAAGACCCUUAUAACAGCAGGAAACAUCAGACUGAGGUGGAAAGUGAGCAUGGACUUCUUGAUGAAAAUGUUCAUGUAGUUGAAGUAGAACCUGUAUCAAAGACUCAAUUGCUUGAGACUGCAGUAGAAAAAGCAAAAGAAGCCAUUGACAUAUAUGAAGUUCAACUUAACAGGUCAUCAUCUCAAGGCCGAAACAACCAUGCAAAUGGCCCAGUAAAAUCAAUAGUUGAAGAAGAACAAGUGACAAAGGAAAAGUUUGAACGUACAAAAUCAAUACUAGAGGAAGAGUUGAGAGAUAUUCAGGAUCGUUACUUCCACAUGAGCCUUAAAUAUGCAGAGGUGGAAUCUCAGCGUGAAGAACUUGUAAUGAAGCUCAGGGUGGCUAAGAGCAAAAAAGGAUGGCUCUCAUAGAACUAUAACCAGUCUUGUUUUAAUAUUUUAUGCUGAAAAUCUCAGGUUCCUUAUAACACGAAUUUGAAGUGCCACAUAGUUUUAAAUCUGUUAUAGGAUGUAUAGUAGUUAUACUUUUGAAAGGGAUCGUUGGUUAGAAGAGUAAUACUGAAACCAUAACGGUCAUCGUAAAUAUCAGAAAUUUUGAAAGGUAGAUAUUAACAAAGAAAAUGAUAUUAUGAUUGUCUUGCAGCCA